This is a messenger RNA of Phanerochaete carnosa HHB-10118-sp, 249 nucleotides long. RefSeq lists its product as uncharacterized. Lineage: Eukaryota; Fungi; Basidiomycota; Agaricomycetes; Polyporales; Phanerochaetaceae. Gene Ontology annotation, molecular function: protein binding. The transcript has a single exon. The record is from RefSeq and is a predicted model, not a curated record. The annotation marks the transcript as partial.
GCCGUCGACGCUCAAGGCCGGGACAAACAGACGCCGCUGCAUUUGGCUGCGCAAAAUGGUCGUGUCGAAAUCGCAUGCACCCUUCUCGAGCAUGGUGCGGCCGUCGGCGCUCAAGACAAGGACGGACAGACGCCGCUGCAUUUGGCCGUGCAAAAUGGCCAUGUCGAAAUUGCAUGCACCCUUCUCGAGCAUGGUGCGGCCGUCGAUGCUCGAAACAAGGACGGACGGACACCGCUUCAUUUGGCCGUG